UCACAAGCACAAAGUGACGACGCGGUAGGACUAUAAAAUCAAAUACCCAUAUAAUCGCGACGGAUACGUUAUACGGCUAUUUGUGACACUGUGUGUGCGGAACACGUACCUUUAAUUUUCUCUCAUAAAACAAAAACAAUGGCAAGCUACUUUUUGUCUGCUAUCUCUCUGCUGGCUCUGACUGGCUGCUGCUUGGGCGGCUUUGCGGCAACUUAUGCUGGCUAUCAUCCCGGAUACGCCACUUACCAGGCAGGUCCUGCUGUAUACCAUGCGGCUCCUGCUGUUUACCAUCAAGCAACGGCUCCAGUUUAUACAAAAACCUUGCUGCCCGCGGCGCCCGUGUAUACCAACACCUAUGCUCUGCCCGCUCCCGCUCCAAUUGUCAAGACCAUUGCUCCAGUUGUUCCAGUUGCACCUGUUGUGAAGACUUUGGCGGCUCCCGUUUUAAAGACCAUCACUCCAGUUGUCAAGCAGGUUGAACUGGAGUCCUCGCCACGUUAUGACUUCUCCUACGGCGUGCACGAUUCCCUCACCGGUGAUAUCAAGAGUCAAGUGGAGAGCCGUGAUGGCGGCAAUGUAAUUGGUUCAUACAGCGUGCUCGAUGCCGAUGGCUACAAGCGUACUGUUACCUAUACUGCUGAUGAUAUCAAUGGAUUCAACGCAGUCGUUAGCCGUGUGCCCCUUGUGGCUGCUCGUGCUGCUGCCGUCGUGACGCCAGUUGCAGCUGCCGCACCUGUUGUUGCUGCCCACGCACCUGCGCCAGCUGUUCUGCCCGCUCCCAUUUACUAUCCACAACAGCAGUUUUUCCAGCCACAGCAACAGAUAAAUGUUGAGCAAGAGAGUGAAGUUGUCGAGGCUCCUCGUCAGCCCGAACAAGAGCCCGCGCCCAUUGACUACCAAGAGGUGCAGCAGCAACAGGAACAACAAGAGGUUUACCCUCAGGAUCAGCAAUUCCCACCUUUUCCAUCUGCUUCUCCAGCUCCUGUUGAUGACUCCGAUACUGAUGUCGUCGAGGCACGCUCCGCACAAGAAACCAGCAGCACAACUGCCGCUCCAGCACCUGUUAACGAGGAUAACAAGGAGAAAGAACUGCAGCAGGAUAAAAAGUCAACAUAAACAAAUUCCAC
Messenger RNA from Drosophila busckii, 1127 nucleotides. RefSeq names its product cuticle protein (gene Cpr31A). Gene Ontology annotation, cellular component: extracellular matrix. The record is from RefSeq and is a predicted model, not a curated record. Lineage: Eukaryota; Metazoa; Arthropoda; Insecta; Diptera; Drosophilidae. The coding region runs from base 139 to 1116 and encodes 325 amino acids. The transcript is spliced from 2 exons.